AUGGGCGUCGAGAAGCAGAUCGUGAAGCCGGGCAACGGCGUCGACACGCCCAAGAAGCACGACGAGGUCUCCAUGGAGUACACAGGCUGGCUGUACGACGAGACUGCGGCGGACAAGAAGGGGAACAAAUUCGAUUCAUCGGUGGGUCGCGGGGACCUCAUCACCGAGAUUGGGGUUGGGCGUGUCAUUCGCGGCUGGGAUGAAGGCAUUCUGGGCUCUGCUUCGGCACCGCCCAUGUCGCUAGGCGAGAAGGCCACCCUGACCAUCUCAGCUGACUACGGCUACGGCAACCGUGGCUUCCCAGGGCACAUUCCUCCAAACGCUCGGUUGAUCUUCGAUGUCGAGCUGAAGGCCAUCAACGGCAAGAAAGCCUCAUAG
Trematosphaeria pertusa is the source of this 378-nucleotide messenger RNA. Its product is annotated as peptidyl-prolyl cis-trans isomerase. The record is from RefSeq and is a predicted model, not a curated record. The transcript is spliced from 7 exons. NCBI's taxonomy places the organism in Eukaryota, Fungi, Ascomycota, Dothideomycetes, Pleosporales, Trematosphaeriaceae. Bases 1 to 378 code for a protein of 125 amino acids. Gene Ontology annotation, molecular function: peptidyl-prolyl cis-trans isomerase activity.